Molecule: messenger RNA, 1801 nt
Organism: Panicum virgatum (switchgrass)
Lineage: Eukaryota; Viridiplantae; Streptophyta; Magnoliopsida; Poales; Poaceae
Exons: 4
Coding region: 721-1635 (304 amino acids)
Source: RefSeq, a predicted model, not a curated record
CGUCACGCCAGUCCGCCCUCCGCGGCUGCGGCCGCGCCCCUCCCCGGGCCGGCGUGCCGGCGCCGUCUCGAUCUCCUCCUCCCGAGCUGCCUCGGCCGCCUCUUCCUCCCGGCGGCGCCUCAACCUCCUUCUCCCGGUGCGGCCUCAGCCUCCUAGCGCGAUUACGUUUUUGUCUCGGCUGCAUCAGGUGCCGUUGGGCAGCUUGCUAAGCUCACGGGCUGUUAUGUGGUUGGCAGUGCUGGUUCUGAUGAGAAGGUUAACCUUCUGAAAACCAAGUUUGGCUUCGACGAAGCAUUCAACUACAAGAAAGAGCAGGACCUUGAUGCGGCUUUGAGGAGAUGUCAAGGUUUGGAAAAAGUCUUCAUCAGCGGUGGGAUGAAGACGACGAAUCUGAUGACGAUGACCUCCUAAUUCUUGCUGGUCUUAUUGAGGGCUCAAAGAGGAACAAGCGGAAGAAGAACUUUCGUGGAUCUUUGCCUGGUCGUCACAGCGUGCAAAGGGGCAUCUUGGGGGUCAUGAUGGUAUAUUCCGGGACUACUUCGCGGACCCGUGCAUAUACAACAACAAGCAUUUCAGAAGGAGGUUCCGGAUGUCCAAGUCUCUCUUUUUCUGCGGAUCGUUGCUGCAGUGGAGUCUCACGAUGACUACUUCCGUCAGAAGCCCAAUGCCGUUUGAGCUCUUGGGGGUUCUCCAAUCCAGAAGUCUAUUGCUGCCGUUCGGAUGCUUGCCUAUGGUGUUUCGGCUGAUUUCCUGGAUGACUACGUGAGGCUGGGAGAGAGCACCAUCAUCGAGUGCCUAAAACAUUUUGUGAAAGCUGUCGUUGAAGUUUUCAGUGAACAAUACCUGAGGGCCCCCAAUGCCGAGGACACAGCUAGAUUGAUGGCCAUUAAUCAUGCAAGAGGGUGGCCAGGCAUGUUUGGCUCCAUUGACUGUAUGCACUGGAAGUGGGACAAGUGCCCGACUACUUGGAGAGGCGCAUACAUAGGGCAUAAGGAUGGGCCGACCAUGAUUCUUGAGGUUGUUGCAUCUCAAGAUUUAUGGAUUUGGCACGCCUUUUUUGGGCUUCCUAGUUCUCUCAACGAUGUCAAUGUGCUUCGCCGUUCUCCACUUUUCCAAAGUCUGACUUCCGGGAAAGCACCAGAAUUGGAAUACAUUGUCAAUGGAAACAAGUACAACAUUGGUUACUAUCUUGCCGAUGGGAUAUAUCCAGCUUGGGAAACUUUUGUGAAAGCUUUCCAUAGUCCCCAGGGGAACAAGAAAACCUAUUUCACAAGUGCACAACAAGCAGCGAGAAAAGACGUCGAGAGGGCUUUUGGGGUACUCCAGUCUCAAUUCGCAAUGGUGCGGGGCCCUGCGAGGUUAUGGAGUAAGCAAGAUCUUUGGUAUAUCAUGCAAUGUUGUGUACUCCUGCACAACAUGAUAGUUGAAGAUGAGCGUGAGGAGCCCAACGAUUUUAACUACCAUCAAGAGCCGAACGGUAUCCGUGUGUUGAAGCCCAAGGACUUUGAGCAUCGUGAUCCUCUUCUUCUAAAUGACUUCCUCAAGAUACACGAAGAAAUUGAGGACAGGUCGUCACAUGAGCGACUUCGUGAUGAUCUAGUAGAGCAUCUAUGGGCAAGAUAUAGUGCUAGGUAGUUUUUAGAUGUAAAUAAAGUGUUUUAAUUUUUCUGAUUAAUGAGAAUCUUUUUAUUAUCUACUCAGUUUGAAAAUCUACUCAGUGUUGUAAAUGUGAUUGAUAAUGACCAUCAGUUUUGGCUGCUGGAGUUAAUCAAAAGCAUAGUCUGAAUAUUGGUUUGGCAUA